Messenger RNA from Anthostomella pinea, 1482 nucleotides. The record is from the annotation of a GenBank genome assembly. Lineage: Eukaryota; Fungi; Ascomycota; Sordariomycetes; Xylariales; Xylariaceae.
AUGUACUACAUCCGCCUCCUGCGUCCGGCGAAACUCGACCCGUCGUCGCCAGACCGCCGGAACCCUCCGUCCCCAUGCCUCUCCCUCCUCAUCACCAUAACCACAGACCUGGGCGACGCAUUCCUGUGCCCGCCGGACGACGAGCCGUUCGAGCUGGUCGUCGCAGUGCAGGGUCGUCGUGAUCCGUCUCUGCUGCAUCAUGGUUCAGACGAAUGUCAAGAGCAAGACGGGGGCGGAAGCCAAACAGAUGAAAGCCAUGGCCCCACCUCACUGCUGCUCGAGCCAGAGCGGCGGUACACAUGGCGCGCCGGCAUGCGCGUAUUGGAUUUGAAGCUUCGGCUACAGCCGUAUCUGCUCAAGAGGAAAGAAGACCUCAAUUGCACCGUCAGCAUCCAUCCCGCGGCGCAAAAACCGCCGCUGGGCGAUUUGCACACGGCCGACUUGGUACCUAGGCAGAGUACGGAUGUGACAAGGACGAAUUUUACUGCAAACAAAAGUCGCGGGGUCGUCGUGCCGGCGAACGUAGAGAUCGUGAACGGCAUCUGCGCGCCUGUGUCGAAACGGCGGCUGCGGUUGGGCGAAGACGUGGCCCUCGAGUUCGGUGAGGACAUCGGCGAGAGCAUUGCGCGGCACGUCUGGGAUGCUGGGGUGGUGGCCGCUGCGCUCCUGGGGUACACCUGUCGAUCGCGGGACGCCGAGAGCAGCAUUAUACAUCAUAUCCUUGCCAGGGCGGCAGAAAGAGAAAUGAAGGACGAUAAAUUCAACGUCCUCGAGCUCGGCACCGGUGUCGGUAUCCUGGGCCUCAGCAUCGCAGCCAUACUCCCUUUUGCGUUCGCCACGCAAAAAAUGCCGCUGCGGCUUUGGCCAGCCGCUACCGUUCUGCUCACAGAUCUUCCCGAGGCGGAGGAGCGCGCACGCGCAAAUAUCGCUAGCGCACGGGAUACGAUCUCGUCGCUUUCAUGGUACAGGCAGCGCGUAGAGGACAAUACUGCGUCACCACCACCACCACCACCGGUGCCGCGGAUCGAGUACGAGAACCUCGACUGGGACGAGGGGAGCCAUGGCCGCUUCGGCCCGCUGACGAGGUCGACGGCCUGGGAUCUUGUGGUGCUCAGCGAUUGCACUUACAAUGUCGACUCGCUGCCGGCGCUCGUGGGGACGCUCAGUGCGCUGCAUACUGUCAAUGAGAACCUUCGACCUGCUCGGGAGAGAAAGACCGAAGAGAUAGAGGAGAGUGGACAGAAGGAGAGAAACAAGAAGCGGAAGCGGGGCAGCAUCGGUGGUGGUGAUGGAGUUUCUAUUAAGUCGACGGUCCUCCUCGCAACCAAGCCGAGGCACGAGUCUGAGGAGGCCCUGUUCGUGCUGCUGAAGGCGGAGGGCUGGCGAUACCGUGUCCUACAAUCGGUACCAUUACUUAAGAUCGGCGAGGAGGACGAGGUUGUUGAGGUUUACAUACUAGAGAAGGGCGGGUCUGAGGGGUGA